Messenger RNA from Trichoderma citrinoviride, 339 nucleotides. Its product is annotated as CKS-domain-containing protein. Gene Ontology annotation, biological process: regulation of mitotic cell cycle. The record is from RefSeq and is a predicted model, not a curated record. The transcript has 4 exons. Bases 1 to 339 code for a protein of 112 amino acids. Lineage: Eukaryota; Fungi; Ascomycota; Sordariomycetes; Hypocreales; Hypocreaceae. Gene Ontology annotation, cellular component: cyclin-dependent protein kinase holoenzyme complex; SCF ubiquitin ligase complex. Gene Ontology annotation, molecular function: protein kinase binding; ubiquitin binding; histone binding.
AUGGAUAUCGACAUGAGCCGGCGGAACAAGACUCCGCGUCCCCUGACCGAAGCCGAACGAGCCCGACUCGAAGAAUUUGUGGACGCCAUCCGAUACUCAGAGAGAUACAGCGACGACGAAUUCGAGUACCGCCAUGUCCAGUUACCUAAGAUGAUGCUCAAAGCGAUUCCGAAAGAAUACCACGAUUCAGCCAAGGGCACGCUGAAGCUCCUGUGGGAGGACGAGUGGAGGGCCAUGGGAAUGACACAGAGUCUUGGCUGGGAGCACUACGAGGUCCAUGAGCCGGAGCCGCAUAUCCUCCUUUUCAAGCGACCUCUCAACUACCAGCCGCCUCAGUGA